AUGUCUCAACCAAACACCAAACAAAGGCAAAGACCACAAGCCGAUGUCGCUCAAGUUGACCGCAAACAGCUUGACCAGACCGAUCCUCUUCAAGGUGACCGCAAACAGCGUCCUCAAGUCAACAGAACAAAGGGUCCUAGCACUACUACAUCUUCAAGCGCAUCGCUCUCGCGAAAGAUGUUGACUCCAUCUUCUAUUCACCCUUCCGUGGCCUCAGGAAAAAGCCCCACCUCUACUUCUACUCAAUCUUCAUCAUCGCUAGGACCGUCGCAGCCGCCCUCAUCAAAACUCUCCUCGCAACCCUCCUCGUCCAAUACUGUCGCCAAAAAACCAGCUGGAAUGGCCGACGCCAAGAAACCCAAGAUUCCACUGAAGGACCGAAAGUGCAUCUUCUGCCCCAUCAUCAAGGACGUAAAAAAUGCCGUGACCAAGGUCCACCUCAACGAGGAGUGGGACAAGGAAUUCCUGGUCGUGCAACCCAUCGGCCCCGUGACCGAAGGCCACGUUCUCGUCAUCCCGCGUGUGCACGUCCAAGACGCCACCAGCGACCCCGAAAUCUUCGGGAAGACCUGUGCGGCCGCUGCUCGGGUGGCGAGAAAACUGUAUCCGGGCAUGGCGGUCAAUUUCGCGAACAACGAAGGCGAACUGGCCGAGCAGUCGGUGCCACAUCUCCACGUGCACGUGGUGCCACGUCGCCCUGAUGAUGGACUCGUCAAUUUCUGGACCACACAGAUCCCGGGCCAUUACAACACCACCGGAAGGCCCGAGCAUCCCGAACACGUGCGGCCAAAGUUUCCGCCCAAGCCCACUGCGGCUGCAUGA
Messenger RNA from Endocarpon pusillum Z07020, 822 nucleotides. RefSeq lists its product as uncharacterized. NCBI's taxonomy places the organism in Eukaryota, Fungi, Ascomycota, Eurotiomycetes, Verrucariales, Verrucariaceae. Gene Ontology annotation, biological process: nucleotide metabolic process. The record is from RefSeq and is a predicted model, not a curated record. The transcript has a single exon. Gene Ontology annotation, molecular function: catalytic activity. The coding region runs from base 1 to 822 and encodes 273 amino acids.